Molecule: messenger RNA, 654 nt
Organism: Perognathus longimembris pacificus (Pacific pocket mouse)
Lineage: Eukaryota; Metazoa; Chordata; Mammalia; Rodentia; Heteromyidae
Gene: Foxl3
Product: forkhead box L3
Exons: 3
Coding region: 1-654 (217 amino acids)
Biological process (GO): regulation of transcription by RNA polymerase II; anatomical structure morphogenesis; cell differentiation
Molecular function (GO): RNA polymerase II cis-regulatory region sequence-specific DNA binding; DNA-binding transcription factor activity, RNA polymerase II-specific
Source: RefSeq, a predicted model, not a curated record
AUGUUCGACAGCUCGCAGUACCCCUAUAACUGCUUCAAUGACGACGCCGACGACUACCCUGCUUGCAGCUCCGACGAGGAGAAGCGGCUCACGCGGCCCGCGUACAGCUACAUCGCUCUGAUCGCCAUGGCCAUCCAGCAGAGCCCCGCAGGCAGGGUGACCCUGUCGGGCAUCUACGACUUCAUCAUGCGCAAGUUCCCUUACUACCGCGCCAAUCAGCGCGCCUGGCAGAACUCCAUCCGCCACAACCUGUCGCUCAACAGCUGCUUCGUCAAGGUGCCACGGACCGAGGGCCACGAGAAAGGGAAAGGCAAUUACUGGACGUUUGCAGGCGGCUGCGAGUCCCUCCUGGACCUCUUUGAGAAUGGCAACUUCCGUCGGCGACGCAGGAGACGCGGCCUCAAGCGCGAGGAGCCCCCUGGCCCCCCAGAACCAGAGAUGCGCGGGUCCCCCAAGAGCAAUGGCAUCCCGUGCGGGGAGCCUCCGGCUCCUGCCAGCCCUGUUGGCGCCCACAGAGACAUCAAAUUCAGCAUCGAUUACAUCCUCUCCUCCCCCAACCCCUUUCCCACGCUCAGGUCGCCCUGUCUCACGCAGGAGGCCCGAGGCCCCCCGCUGGAGCCCCAGACAAUGAGCCUCCAUUUUUGGGCUGCAUAA